ACAGUUCCUAGAUCACUUCCGGUCGGGAAAACACGUCAAAAUCGCCAAAGAGAAUGGCUGAUGUCACCAAUCUGUUCAAAGCGACGAUUAAGACAGUGAAAUCAAGAAACAAAGUUCUUGGCGAUUAUGCAAAUGGAGGAAAGAAAAAUAACUCGUCUUCCAUCUUCCCUGUGUCAAAGCACAAAGGAGAUUUUGAACAAAAAGCAAAGGAAAUGGUGUCCAGUAUAACAAGACUAAGGGAUUUUCUCCUGGAACACCGGAAAGAGUAUGUGAAUGCUGGCAGCCAUGUCACUAUGGAAGCUUCCAGAAUGACAGAUGCGGAGAGAGAUCAGAUCGAUUCAGAUGCUCAGGACAUCAUUAAAACUUGCAGGGAAACCAUUAUGAAAUUUAAAGAUGAAUCUGAAGUUCAGAAGGUUCACCCUCAAGUGAAAGAUCACAGAGACGGAGUUAUUCGACUAAUUGAGGAAUAUUUAAAAGUUGUUUGCAAAAUUUACAGUGAACAAAAGGCUGUUCGAGUGAAAAGAGUUGUUGAUAGGAAACGGAUUUCUAAAUUAGAGCCAGAAAGAAAGAAGAGAAAAGAACUACUGGAUGCAAAAGAAGCGAAAGAAAGAAAAACAGAAAAUAAUAUGGAGACCCAGGAAUCAGAAAAUUCAACUAAGAGUUCUCUUCCACCAGAGAAUCCGAUGUUUGAUGAUGACGAUAGUGAUAUUUCACCAGAGGAUGCUCAGAUGUUUGAGAGGGAGAACCAGACAUUGUUUGAUGAAAUGAACAGCUUGGCUCAAGAAGUUAGUCACAUUGAAGGCCAAGUGGUGGAAAUAGCACGUCUCCAGGAGAUUUUCACUGAAAAAGUUCUAGAACAGGACAAAGACAUAGACAGAAUAGCAGAAAAUGUUGUUGGUGCUACAGAGAACAUUAAAGACGGAAAUGAAGAAAUUCGAGAGGCCAUUAAGAACAGUGCUGGAUUACGUGUAUGGAUUUUAUUUUUUUUUCUUGUGUUGCCACUCUCCCUACUGUUCUUACAUUGGUACAACGACUAGACUAGCCAGCAUAAUAGAUGUCAAUUAUAACACAUGUAUUACUAUCAAAGCUGUUCUGUGAGAUAAAAUUAAUGGACACACUACUUGCUAUUCCUCCUUCUUUCAAUGAAGUAUAAUUGUGAUUUAAGUGGUAGAGAAAUGUUAUUUAUUGAUUGGUAGAGCAGACUGAAAGAAUAUUUCAUAUGAUAGUUUCACAUAGUUUCACAUAGUUUCACAGCCAAGUAAGUUGUUUAAGAAUCAAGUAGGACUGUUACAUACUGGUUGUCUCCUUAAUAUUUCACGAGAUAUCCUGCUUGACAGAUAAUUAAAAAUCAUGUUACGAUUCCCUGUUGAUGAAAUUUUAUAAAUUUAGACAUUUUUGAAAAAACUUACAUUACAGUGUAACUGAAAUACGAAUUCAUGUCCGUAAAGGACAUUUUAGUUGUUUUUUUUAUGUUUUCCUCAUGUCACCAUAUAAAGGAUUCACUUUGGGUUCUUUUUUGGGGGUGGGGGUAACUAAAUUCUGAAAUUUAAGCUUCACUGUAAAUUUCAAUAGUGAAACAAAAUAACAUGACGUACCUCUAGAAAGAUGCUAUUGGUAAGUUUUGCAUCUUUUUAAGAAUUUCACAGAAUACCAUAUUAUAAUAUAGUUAUCAAUAAGCUUUUGUUGAAGAAUGAUGUGCAAGCUAAAAUUUCAAAAAGUUCAAAAUUGUCAGUCUUGUUGAAUCAGACAGAUUACUAAAAUGUUUUGUAUGCAUAUACAUUUCUGAUUAUUAAAGUGCUUUACUGAAACUUCAUCAGGAAGCAAAUUUCAGAACUGUUGAAUGUUUGUAAUACUCUUGUUGAUAUAUUGCCAUCUUGUGUGUAAUCUCAUUGUUGAUUUUGAAUGAGGAUGCAGAUUCAGUCAUCAUUUGAAGAGAUGAAAUCUGUCUAGGACUGUUGUCUGCUAUUAAAACAGUAAUUAAUUAUAUAAUAUUGUUAAUUGUGCAAUAUUUCAUGCUUGAAAAUAAAUAAUGAAAACACCU
Molecule: messenger RNA, 2041 nt
Organism: Pecten maximus
Lineage: Eukaryota; Metazoa; Mollusca; Bivalvia; Pectinida; Pectinidae
Product: syntaxin-18-like
Exons: 11
Coding region: 54-1037 (327 amino acids)
Biological process (GO): retrograde vesicle-mediated transport, Golgi to endoplasmic reticulum; intracellular protein transport
Cellular component (GO): SNARE complex; membrane; endoplasmic reticulum
Molecular function (GO): SNAP receptor activity
Source: RefSeq, a predicted model, not a curated record